CUUCUGCGUCAAUGGUCGCAAAUACUGUGGUUCGCGUACUCGAUCGCAGAGUAUUCCAUAACGAUAAUGAAUAAUAACAAUUAUCAUAUUAUUAUUAUUUUAACAUGUUUACAACGAUUUAAAACAAUUAAUUGUUAAUUUCGAUUUUCAAACAGUUAUUGUCUAUGACGUUAGUGGUUACGACUAAAUACUUUGAAUGUUCCACCGUUGACAAUAUCUAUACCGAAACACACAACAUUGAACAUUAUUAAGCGCGAUCGUCGACAAUUGAUGUCGAGUCUCGCUGGUACUAUACAUUAGUGUUAAUUAAUCUUAUUAAAAUGCCACCCAAUUCUGUUGUGAAAACAUCCCUAAUUGUUGGAGGAUUAACAUUUCUGGGUUUUAUGGCUGGAGGAAGACUUGGUUCUAUGUUUGGAGCAGUUAUUGGAACAGUUGUUUGUUCAAUGUUUAAUAUAGAAGAACCAACAGGAUUACAAGACCCUCGGCCUCCCGAAGAAAAUCUUCGCUUCACGCCUUAUCCCCGUCCAAGCAAAAGAAAUCGGAAUAAUAAAAAUGAAGUCAAUAAAUCUAAAAAUGAACCGUGUGAACUAUCAAAAUGUUCAAUAUGUCUUGAACCAUUUAAAGCUUCAAUUGUAUUAUUACCAUGUUCACAUAUGUGUUUUUGUGAUGAAUGUUUUGAAAAAGUGAAAAAAAAAAAAGUUUCUAAUUGUCCAAUUUGCAGAGAAAAUAUUGAUGAUGUUAUGUAUGUGUAUCCUUCAUAAGCAGUAUUCUAACCAAUCAAAUUUGGUAGUAAUUUUUUUGAAACAAUAAAAUUGUAUAAUAAAUUGUUUUAAUUUGUGAAUGAUCUUAUUUUUUAAAUACUUGUUAUAUUUAUCUAACAAAUGUAAUGUACUUAAAUAAUAUAAUUUUAACUUUUAUAAAUUAACACUUUUAACUAUGUAAUAAAAAACUCAAAUAAUAAUUGAUAAGGGAAGUAAAAAUGUUUUCUGAUUAAUUUUAUAAUAA
This is a messenger RNA of Metopolophium dirhodum (rose-grain aphid), 1005 nucleotides long. Its product is annotated as mitochondrial ubiquitin ligase activator of NFKB 1. The transcript is spliced from 5 exons. Lineage: Eukaryota; Metazoa; Arthropoda; Insecta; Hemiptera; Aphididae. The record is from RefSeq and is a predicted model, not a curated record. The coding region runs from base 321 to 761 and encodes 146 amino acids.